Messenger RNA from Scophthalmus maximus (turbot), 4831 nucleotides. RefSeq names its product elastin microfibril interfacer 1a (gene emilin1a). Bases 269 to 3385 code for a protein of 1038 amino acids. Gene Ontology annotation, molecular function: protein binding. The transcript has 12 exons. The record is from RefSeq and is a predicted model, not a curated record. NCBI's taxonomy places the organism in Eukaryota, Metazoa, Chordata, Actinopteri, Pleuronectiformes, Scophthalmidae.
GAACUUCUCCUCGCGUCGCUCCAGUCAGUCCGCUCCCCGCCCCCCCCCCCGCGACAUGCACUUGACGGGACGUCCCGGCUGAAGUCAUGGCUCAGUCUCCAUCUCCCCGUCUGCGGACUGCGCGUCGCUGACGAGCAAGGAGGCGGAGGACUGCGCGCAGGAGGAGGAGGAGGAGGAGGACAUUGGACGAGCUCUGUGGGGACUAAGUGACUGGUGCACUGGUUCCACUGUACAAGUCGCACCGGACUUGACGACGACGACGGCGAGGAUGAUGAUGAUGAUGAUGGGGACCUCGGUUUACCUGCUCGCCUUCGUGUUGGCUCGGGCGAGUUCGGCUCUCGGUUACGCGGAGUCGAGUGUUCAGGGCGGACAGAGGGCGGCGAGCAGACACAGGAACUGGUGUGCUUACGUGGUGACACGCACGGUAAGCUGUGUGAUGGAGGACGGGGUGGAGACGUAUAUCAAACCGGACUACCAGCGCUGCACCUGGGGACAGUGUCCACGAGUGGCCUACCGGACGUACAGGAGGCCAAGGUACAAGGUGGCGUACAAGAUGGUGACGGAAAUGGAGUGGAAGUGCUGCCAUGGUUACUCAGGGGAUAAUUGCCAAGAUGGGCCACAGGUAACCACCAACACUCAGGUCAGCGCAGGGCGACCUCGUGUCACGCAAACGGGCUUCAACACAGGAGGCGGCCAGAGAGGAGAAGGUGACACUGAGAAGAUAAAACAGCUGGAGGAGACGAUGCGUGGUCUGACCAAAGACCUCCACAACAUGCAGACCACCAUGCACGGCAUGAACCAGAGACUGUCUGGUCUGAGUGGGGCGAUCGUCCCCGCUGAUUCCGCUCAGCCCCACAUGAAAGAAACCAUCAACAGCAUCCAGAACAAGCUGGACCACCUGUAUAACAGGACGCAGGUCCAUGAUCAGACCCUGCUCAACAUCAACAACCACCUGGUGAACGGUGGGGGCAAUGAGCUGGAUGGAGUGUCCCGGGGGGGGGGGGGACCCGGGGGCCACCAGCUGAACACUCUGAAGGAGGAGAUACUGACCGAGCUUGAGAGAAGGGUGUCUUUGUCCUGCUCCUCCUGCCAGGCCGGUGUGGAGGACGUGAGGCGCCAGCAGCAAGAGGACAGGGAGAGGAUCAGGGCCCUGGAGAAGCUGGUCAGCUCUCUGGACCAGAGCUUGAGACAGAGCUUGGAAAUUUCACGCAGUGAGACCGAGCGCUCCCAGGCUUGCUGCAAGACCGUCACGGAGCUGGAAAAGAGGCUGUCGGACGUCGAGGUCAGAGUCACCUCCACUGCGAGCAAAUGUGAAACCGUUAAGGGGCGUCUGGAUAAGGAGCUUGCUGGGACAGGCGGAGGAAAGGGUCGAGUGUCGGAGGACCGCUUGAAUGGCAGACUGAGAGAAUUAGAGAAGAGGGUGAAUAACACCGUGAGGAAGACCGAGCAGAGGUGUACUAAUAGUGGGAACAACAUGAAGGACACUGUCCAGAGAGAUGUCACACAGCUGCGCAACAUGGUGCUCAGUCAGCUGGAUGACCACAGCUUCAAGAUAGGGAAAAUCGAGCUGGACGUGGCCGUUCUCGGGGACACAGUGAGGGAUCACAGUCGACGUUUAGGUCAGUUGGAGAACGUUACGACCUUCUUGGACAGAAGGUUGACAUCCACCGCGAACAUGUGCAACGAGACCUGUGGGCCUAACGGGAAGAGCCACAAGACCGAUGCCACUGUGAAAACCUUAGAGUGGAGAGUUGUGGCCAAUCGAGACGAGAUCCAGAAGUUCAACACCAGGUUGAACAAUUUGUCCGUGUCAGGCGACUCCCUGAGUGACAAAGUCAUCAACCUGACGGAUGACGUCAAAAAGAUUAUUGCCCUGACGGGGACGAACGGGGAGCACUUCAACCGGCUCGUCACCGAGGUUGAAACGCUGGGCCGCAAUCUCGAGGACUGCUCUAUCUGCGGCACCGUAGAGGAGGACUUGCGCUCGCUCACCAACUCCACCGCCGGCGGUCUCAGCAGGUGCCAGACAGAGCUGACGGAUCUGCGGAGAAAGGUGGACUCGGGAGAAUCCGCCUGCUCUCAGGUGUGCUCCAACCUACAGGAGGAGGUGGGGCGGCUCAGAGAGGAAGUGGAGGAGUGUACGGGACAGUGUAAAACCACCAUGAAGGACCUGGAGAAACGUCUGGAUGGUCACACUGUCCACAGUGGAAGACUGGGAGGGGAUCUGAAGUCCAUCCAGGGAGAGCUGGCCGGCGUCAUGUUCACGUUCAACUCCAUUAAUGACACUCUGAAGGGCCUGGGGAGGACUGCACAAACACAUGGGGACAUGCUGACUGACCUGACCAACAACAAGGACGACAUCAUUUCCGAGGUGAACAACUUGCAGAAGGAGCUGACCGAGCACGUAGAUGACUCGGGGAUUCGAUUCGACAGCCUGGGCAAAGAGAUCCAAAUAAUAAGGAGCGACCAUGUGACGGAGGUGGGGGAGUGCAGGCGGGCCAGCGACGGCCUGGACCGAAGGCUCUCCAAGCUGGAGGGAGUGUGCGGACGCUUAGACACGUUCUCAGACGGCCUGGAGAGGAUCAAGGAGGGCCUGAGCCGACAUGUGUCAGGGCUGUGGAGCUGCGUUAAUGGACUCAACGUCACGGUAGCGUCUCACGGAGAUCUUAUCGACAAUAUCCAGAACGUACAGCUGGAGAACGUCCACACCGAGAUACACAGGCUGAAUUCCUCAGUGGUGGAUUUGGCCGAGGAGUUUCACAGUUUCGUCGAACAGGACUUCAUGGGUCCACCAGGUCGGCCAGGACCCCGUGGAGAGAGAGGUGAGCGCGGACUGCAGGGUCUUGUUGGACCCCAAGGGACGGUGGGACCCCCAGGGAGAGAAGGCAAGCAGGGGCCACUGGGACCCCCAGGUCUCAGAGGCGAACAGGGCCUUGCCGGCUCCGAUGCCCAGGUGCCGCGCCUCUCUUUCUCUGCGGCGCUGACCCGUCCAGUGAGAAGCGCGGGGACCAUCGUGUUUAACGAGAUCCUCGUCAAUGAGAAUAAUAUCUACAAUCCCAAAACAGGUUAUUUCACGGCUCCGGUGAGAGGGAAGUACUUCUUCAGUGGCAUCCUGACGGGCCACAAGAACAUGAAGAUCGAGGCCGUGCUGUCCAAGUCCAACACCGGCGUGGCCCGGGUGGACUCAGCCGGGUAUCAGCCCGAAGGCCUGGAGAAACCCAUGGCAGAGGCCAAACACAUCCCCGGGGCUCUGGCCGUCUUCAACAUCGUCCUGCCCAUGGAGGCCGGGGACACAGUCUGCAUCGACCUGGUCAGCGGCAAGCUGGCCUACUCCUCUGAACCCCUGACCAUCUUUAGCGGGAUGCUGCUGUACGAGACCGUCUGAUUGGGCGGGUGGUUUCCUCAUAACCUGUCUUUGACCGGGUGAAACUUUCAGCGCGCAAAGCGUCUGGUUUGUCUGCUGAGCUCUAAGAGACAGAGCCGUUGACUGAGCAGUCAGUAAAGACUGAAAUAACUGGACUGGAUUUAUUCAGCGAGAAAAAACAGAAAAUAUACUUAACACUUUACCUUAUGUGCCAAGAAAGAAGAAAGAACUCAUUUUCAACCACGGUGAUUUGUUUUGUGCUUCACAGCUUCAAGAAAAAACUAUUUGUUCAAAGUUUUUUUUGUUGCUAUUUGACAUGUUUUCUUCAGAAAAAGCCACUGCAGGGUUAUCAUAUAAUUCUUGUUGUGCGAUAAACUUGAAUUCUUUAAAGAUUUCACAAAGAUAACCUUCAGGUCUUACUGGUCUUAAUGAAAGGAAGUUUUGCGAAACGAUAAAAGAUUUGGGAAGUGUGUUUUUUUAUUUGGUGGGGGGGGGGGGGGGGGGGGGGGGGGGGAGUUUAUCCACCCACAACAUAUCAAAAGUUCAGAGAUUAAUACACUUUCUUUGUUCUGUAUCUAGUGUAAUUUUGUUUUCCUUUCAUUUUGCUCACAGUUUCAUUUUGACCACAAGCGAAUUCCCAGAAACGUGAGGCUGAAUACCAAUUGUCUUGGUAAACAUUCGGCUUGAUGUACUGUAGGCAGAGGCGGGCACAGUCCAAACCACUGAAUCUUUGGAGGGAAAAUCAAAAAAUGAAGUCACUGACAGUUCAGACGGGAAACCACAGGAUUUUAUAAAUCAUGGAGCAGCGAGACAAUAAGACCAUUUUAGGACAGACACAAGGAGGUUGGCCGGGGGGAAGAGUGGGGAUUUUUUUCUUUCUCUGCCCUAAUAAGGCGCCAUCUAAUCUUGCUGGUGGAUCAUGUAGUUAAAGUUUGAGUCCAUCUUAUAAUGGAAUUUUCAUGUAAAGCUAAUAAUAACAAAUAAUGAAGCUACUCACACUGUUAUAUCUAUGCAAGUAAUCCCAAACUCUUUCAUGAACACACACUGGCCCUGCGUCUAAUUAAAAAUGCCUCCAGUGGAAAAUGUGUGCAUUAUGUCACGUGUGUAGAUAUUCUUGAAUGGAAUUUUUUUAAAGGAAAGUUGCACAUUUUUCUGCAGAGACAGAUACAGCAGAUUGGGCCAUAUACUGAAAUAUUUUUAUGUAAUGGUGGAGGAAUACAUGAGUUAAUAUAAGCAUAUCGGGGUUUGCUCACUGCAUAUUUUGACAUUUUCUUCCUCAGUGUUUUUUUUUUUUUGUCUCUUGGCAUUGCAUAACCGUGAAGGAAUGUAAAUAUUUUUCAGCUGUUUUUCGCUCUUAUAAGGGUUUUUUUUAAUGAAUUACCACUUCACCUUGCCAGGUACUGUAUAUGUUUUGUAUGGUUUUUUUGCCACGUGUGCCUCAAAUACAGAUUUACCCAGUUUUACACA